GCUACUUCCCGGAGCACGUGAAAUGCAUGACCAGCCUGCGGUGGCUGAAGCUGAACCGCACGGGCCUGUGCUACCUCCCCGAGGAGCUCUCCGCCCUCCAGAAGCUGGAGCACCUGUCCGUGAGCCACAACAGCCUGACCACGCUGCACGGAGAGCUCUCCGGCCUCCCCUGCCUCCGGGCGAUCGUGGCCCGAGCAAACAGCCUGAAGAACUCGGGCGUCCCCGAUGACAUCUUCCAGCUGGAUGACCUCUCGGUGCUGGACCUCAGCUACAACCAGCUCACCGAGUGUCCCCGCGAGCUGGAGAACGCCAAGAACAUGCUGGUCCUCAACCUUGGCCACAACAGCAUCGACAGCAUCCCGAACCAGCUGUUCAUCAACCUGACGGACCUGCUGUACCUGGACCUGAGCGACAACCGGCUGGAGACCCUGCCCCCGCAGAUGCGGCGCCUCGUGCACCUGCAGACGCUGGUCCUGAACAACAACCCGCUCCUCCACGCCCAGCUGCGGCAACUCCCGGCGAUGACGGCGCUGCAGACACUGCAUCUCCGCAACACGCAGCGCACCCAGAGCAACCUGCCCACGAGCUUGGAAGGCCUGACGAACCUGGCAGACGUGGACCUGUCCUGCAACGACCUGAACCGGGUGCCCGAGUGCCUCUACACCCUGCCCAGCCUGCGGCGCCUCAACCUGAGCAGCAACCAGAUCUCGGAGCUGUCCCUCUGCAUUGACCAGUGGACCCAGCUGGAGACCCUCAACCUGUCGAGGAACCAGCUCACCUCGCUGCCCUCGGCCAUCUGCAAGCUGACCAAGGUGAAGAAGCUGUACCUGAACUCCAACAAGCUGGACUUCGACGGCAUCCCCUCGGGCAUCGGCAAGCUGGCCAGCCUGGAAGAGUUCAUGGCUGCCAACAACAACCUGGAGCUCAUCCCGGAGAGCCUUUGCAGGUGCGCAAAGCUGAGGAAGCUGGUGCUGAACAAGAACCGCCUGGUCACGCUGCCCGAGGCGAUCCACUUCCUGACGGACGUGGAGAUCCUGGACGUGCGGGAGAACCCCAGCCUAGUGAUGCCGCCGAAGCCCGUGGACCGCACCUCGGAGUGGUACAACAUCGACUUCUCCCUGCAGAACCAGCUGCGCCUGGCAGGCGCCUCGCCGGCCACCGUGGCUGCGGCCGCUGCAGGCAGCGGCACCAAGGACCCCCUGGCCCGCAAGAUGCGGCUGCGGCGACGCAAGGACUCAGCCCAGGACGACCAGGCCAAGCAGGUGCUGAAGGGCAUGUCCGACGUGGCGCAAGAGAAGAGCCGGACACUGCAGGAGCACGAGGACACGAAGUCCCCGGAUAUGAAGACGCGACGCUGGGACCAGAGCCUGGAGAAGCCGCACCUGGACUACUCGGAGUUCUUCACGGAGGACGUGGGGCAGAUCCCGGGCGUGUCCGUCUGGCAGAUCGAGAACUUCGUGCCCACCCCGGUGGACGAGGCUUUCCACGGCAAGUUCUACGAGGCCGACUGCUACAUCGUGCUCAAGACCUCCCUGGACGAUAAUGGCUCGCUGAGCUGGGAGAUUUACUACUGGAUCGGGCAGGAGGCCACGCUGGACAAGAAAGCCUGCUCCGCCAUCCACGCCGUCAACCUGCGCAACUACCUGGGUGCCCAGUGCCGCAGUGUGCGCGAGGAGAUGGGCGAUGAGAGCGACGAAUUCAGCCAGGUGUUUGACCACGAGAUCUCCUACAUCGAGGGGGGCUCAGCCAGCGGCUUCUUCACUGUCGACGACACCCACUACCUCACCAGGCUGUAUCGUGUCUAUGGAAAGAAGAACAUCAAGCUGGAGCCGGUGCCACUGAAGGGCACGUCGCUGGACCCGCGGUUCGUCUUCCUGCUGGACCACGGCCUCAACCUCUACGUGUGGCGCGGGGGCCAGGCCACCCUGAGCGGCACCACCAAGGCCAGGCUCUUCGCCGAGAAGAUCAACAAGAACGAGCGCAAGGGCAAGGCGGAGAUCAUGCUGCUGAGCCAGGGCCAGGAGGAGCCCGCCUUCUGGGAGGUGCUGGGGGGGCCCCCCCCAGAGAUCAAGCCCAACGUCCCAGACGACUUCCAGCCACCCAAGCCCAAGCUGUAUAAGGUCGGCCUGGGGCUGGGCUACCUGGAGCUGCCCCAAAUCAACUACAAGCUCUCGGUGGAGCACAAACAGCGUCUGAAGGUGGAGCUGCUGCCGGAGAUGCGCCUGCUGCAGAGCCUGCUGGACACGCGCUCCGUGUACAUCCUGGACUGUUGGUCGGAUGUCUUCAUCUGGAUCGGCCGGAAGUCCCCGCGCCUGGUGCGGGCCGCGGCCCUGAAGCUGGGCCAGGAGCUCUGUGGCAUGCUGCACCGCCCCAAGCACGCCAUCGUCACCCGCAACCUCGAGGGCACCGAGUGCCAGGUGUUCAAGUCCAAGUUCAAGAACUGGGAUGACGUGCUCAAGGUGGAUUACACCCGCAGUGCCGAGACCGUGCUGCAGGCCGAGGGGCUAGCCGGCAAGGUGAAGAAGGAUGCCGAGAAGAAGGACCAGAUGAAGGCCGACCUCACAGCCCUGUUCCUGCCCCGGCAGCCCCCCAUGGCCCUGACGGAGGCGGAGCAGCUGAUGGAGGAGUGGAACGAGGACCUGGAUGGCAUGGAGGGCUUCGUCCUGGAGGGCAAGAAGUUCGCCCGCCUGCCCGAGGAGGAGUUUGGGCACUUCCACACCCAGGACUGCUACGUCUUCCUGUGCAGGUACUGGGUGCCGGUGGAGUACGAAGCAGACGAGGAGAAGAAAAAGGGCGAGGGGCCGGGCGAGGCAGAGGAGGAGGAGAAGUCCCCCGAGGAGGACUUCCAGUGCGUGGUGUACUUCUGGCAGGGCCGCGAGGCCUCCAACAUGGGCUGGCUCACCUUCACCUUCAGCCUGCAGAAGAAGUUCGAGAGUCUCUUCCCCGGCAAGCUGGAGGUGGUGCGCAUGACCCAGCAGCAGGAGAACCCCAAGUUUCUGUCGCACUUCAAGCGCAAGUUCAUCAUCCACAAAGGCAAGCGGAAGGCCAAGGCCGACAGCCUGCAGCCCAGCCUGUACCACGUCCGCACCAACGGCAGCGCGCUCUGCACCCGGUGCAUCCAAAUCGGCACCGACGCCAGCCUGCUCAACUCCGAGUUCUGCUUCAUCCUGAAGGUGCCCUUCGAGAGCACAGACAACCAGGGCAUCGUGUACACCUGGGUGGGCCGUGCGGCCGACCCUGAUGAGGCCAAGCUGGCCGAGGACAUCAUGAACCACAUGUUCGACGACUCCUACAGCAAACAGGUGAUCAACGAGGGCGAAGAGCCUGAGAACUUCUUCUGGGUGGGCAUUGGGGCCCAGAAGCCCUACGACGAGGACGCCGACUACAUGAAGCACUCGCGCCUCUUCAGGUGCUCCAACGAGAAGGGCUACUUCUCCGUGUCCGAGAAGUGCUCGGACUUCUGCCAGGACGACUUGGCCGACGAUGACAUCAUGCUGCUGGACAAUGGCCGUGAGGUUUACAUGUGGGUGGGGACCCAGACCAGCCAGGUGGAGAUCAAGCUCAGCCUGAAAGCCUGCCAGGUGUACAUCCAGCACAUGCUCCUCCGAUUUGUCAAGGUCGCUCUGAAUCCUAGCCCUACCCUCCAGCAUAUCUACUACGCGCAGGAUACCGCUACAUCAGAAGUGUAUAUCUAG
Gavialis gangeticus (Gharial) is the source of this 3695-nucleotide messenger RNA. RefSeq names its product FLII, actin remodeling protein (gene FLII). The transcript is spliced from 30 exons. NCBI's taxonomy places the organism in Eukaryota, Metazoa, Chordata, Crocodylia, Gavialidae. The coding region runs from base 27 to 3695 and encodes 1222 amino acids. Gene Ontology annotation, cellular component: nucleus; cytoplasm; actin cytoskeleton. Gene Ontology annotation, molecular function: actin filament binding; phosphatidylinositol-4,5-bisphosphate binding. Gene Ontology annotation, biological process: barbed-end actin filament capping; actin polymerization or depolymerization; myofibril assembly. The record is from RefSeq and is a predicted model, not a curated record.